GCAUUACUGUACAAACGGUUAAAUAAUUACAGGGAUUUAUCCUGCUGCGCAUUGGACUGAGCUGAUUAAGUUUACCAUGCAACCAACCGCUCUCCAUGUGCAGUUUUAGGGGUUGUCAGGAGGACUCGUUGUUCAGUGUUUGGUCAGCAGAAGGGCCCCUCUCAGCAGGAGGGCCCGUGGAAACACCGUGUUUAUGUGUAGGCUGCUUGGGGCCAUCUGCCAGACAGCGGCUGUAGAAGUGGUUACGUUGUUGGUUAAACAUCUUUUGAACCAUCUGAGGUGAAUGUGAGCGCCUCCUCUCUGAUCUAGAAGUGCAACUGAAGGUUGAAUAUCAGAGGGGCUGAGCUUCCAUCAAGGUCCACAUCGCACUUUGCAAAAAGGGUUAAAGAAGAGUAUGAAAAAAAGUGGGUUCAUAUGAAUGUGGACUUAAAGGUGUCCCAAUGUGUGGUUCUCUGCAGCCAUGGCUCAUGUUGCCACACCAACGUGAACUUUAACCCAGAUGACAAACAUUAUCUCCACAUCGGUGAUAUAACACGAUUGUCUCACUAUCUUUAUGCUCAAAGCCAACAGAAAAGAUCACCAGUGUCUUGUGAGGCUCAUCUGGAGAUUGGAAAUCAAUUACGUUUUACUACUGAUCGGUGAACUGCUGUCCCAGAUCCGUCCUCCACCACCAGAGGGCGUUCAUCUACGGCCUUCAGGGCCGGGGAGAAGCAGACGUUGAUUUGAGGACCACCCAUUGGCUGAGGCCUGGGUUGCCCUCUGUCACACCUGGGUCCACCUGUCUCCUUGAACGUCUGCGCUGCGUGCAGUGACACAACACGGACCUGACCAUGCCCUCACGGUGUUGGCAGCAGCCCCGAGGUUUCAACAUUCUAAACACAGCGGUCAGCGAUGGGUGCCACCGACGGAUGUGGCAACGUCGCGUUCCAUGACCUCACAGAUGGCCGCCCUUAUAUCAACCCCUCAGAGCGCUGCUCUCAGUCUCAGACUCAGAAUGAAUCAGAGAGCUAACAUGGCAGGAACCAAGACUGCGAUCUCACUUCCUUUUCAGUCAGUCUCACUCACUUCCUCCUUCUACAGCCCUCGCAGGAUGGAUACCGAGGACGUGCUGAGCUGCAGCCCUCCGCACCACGAGCCGGUUGCCCCGAGCAGCGGCUCUCAGCCGUCCCAGGCGGGGCCUGACCUCGUCCAACCACCACAGAAGGAGGUCCUCUCCAGCCCUCCGGUGGUCAGCGCAGAGCCCCCCGGGGCCCAUAUGGCAGGGCCCCAGAGUCCUGCUGCUGGGGCCCUCGCUGUGGAAGACGCUCUCAGCCACACGGCCCGGGCCUCGACGCUCUCAGAGGAGACACCAGAGGAGACACCAGAGGAGACACCAGAGGGGACACCAGAGUUGACACCAGAGGAGACACCAGAGGAGACACCAAAGGAGACACCAGAGGAGACACCAGAGGAGACACCAGAGGAGACACCAAAGGAGACACCAGAGGAGACACCAGAGGAGACACCAGAGGAGACACCAGGGCCGACCUGUCAGACCACACCUCCGAAGCCGCCCAGAUGUCCUGAGGAAACAUCUGGAGCUCCUUCUGAAGAGCUCCCCGCUACGCCGCUGACCCCGGCCGCGGCACCCCCGCUGACCCCGACCGAACGGCUCUGGACGUCUACCCGGGACCAGGCGGUGAAGCUGCGGAUGGAGGGCUCCGGCCCGGGCUCCGAGACUCCCCUCACCGUCCACCAGAUGUUCCUGGAGACGGUGCAGAACUUCGGGGACCACCCCGCCAUGGCCUCCAAGGAGGACAGCCGCUGGGUGACAGUCAGCUGGCGGGAGUACUACCGCCAGAGCCGGGCGGCCGCCAAGAGCUUCCUCAAGCUGGGCCUGGAGCGUUACCACGGCGUCGGCAUCCUGGGCUUCAACUCCCCUGAGUGGUUCAUCGCUGACGUGGGCUGCAUCCUGGCCGGCGGACUGGCGGCUGGUAUUUACACGACCAACUCUCCGGAGGCCUGCCAGUACGUAGCGGAGAACUGUGAGGCCAACGUCCUGGUGGUGGAGAACCACAAGCAGCUCGUCAAGAUCCUGCAGGUGAAAGAUCAACUUCCUCACCUCAAGGCCAUCGUCCAGUACAAAGACGAGCUGCAGGAGCGUCUGCCCAACCUCUACACGUGGGCGGAGUUCAUGAAGCUGGGGGAGGAGGUGUCUGACGAGACUCUGGAUGCUGUGAUUGGUACCCUGAGAGCCAAUGAGUGCUGCACCCUCAUCUACACCUCGGGUACAACGGGGAACCCCAAGGGAGUCAUGCUGAGCCACGAUAAUCUCACCUGGACGGCGGCGGCGGCUGGGGUGAUGACGGAGCUGGUGUACGGCGAGGAGGUGGUGGUCAGCUACCUGCCGCUCAGCCACGUCGCCGCGCAGGUCAACGACCUCUGGAUCUCCGUCAAGUUCGCCGGCACCACCUACUUCGCCUCCCCCGACGCCCUGAAGGGCUCGCUGGGCGCCACCCUGAAGGAGGCGCGGCCCACGGCCUUCCUGGGGGUCCCACGCGUCUGGGAGAAGAUGCAGGAGAAGAUGAAGGCGGCCGGGGCCAAGGCGUCCCCGCUGAAGAUGAGGGUGGCGGGCUGGGCCAAGGGCCUGGGCCUGCAGUACAACUACAGCGUCAUGAACAAGGAGCCGGCGGUGCCGUGGGGCUUCAUGCUGGCCAACAACCUGGUGUUCAAGAAGGUGCGUCAGGCGCUGGGUCUGGACCGCUGCAAGGCGUGCUUCACGGGCGCCGCCCCCAUGACCCGGGAGACGCUGGAGUACUUCAUGAGCCUCAACCUGCCGCUGCUGGAGCUGUACGGCAUGAGCGAGAGCUCCGGGCCCCACACGGUGUCGUUGCCCGAGGACAACGCCAUCAUGAGCUGUGGGAAGGUUCUGAGGGGCUGCCGGACCAAGCUGGACCGGCCGGACGAGGACGGCAACGGGGAGGUGUGCUUCUGGGGCCGGCACGUCUUCAUGGGCUACAUGAACAUGGCCGAUAAGACUGAGGAGGCCCUGGACCAGGACGGCUGGCUGCACUCCGGGGACCUGGGCAAACACGACAGCAACAACUUCCUGUUCAUCACGGGGAGGAUCAAAGAGCUGAUCAUCACGGCGGGGGGGGAAAACAUCCCUCCGGUGCCCAUCGAGGACGCGGUGAAGGCGGAGGCGUCCAUCGUCAGCAACGCCAUGCUGCUGGGGGACAAGCUCAAGUUCCUCUCCAUGUUCCUCACGCUCAAGUGUGAGGCGGACGAGAACGGCGAGCCCACGGACGACCUGAGCCCGGAGGCCUUGGCCUACUGCCAGCGCCUCGGCGUCACGGCAACCAAGGUCUCCGAGAUCGUAGCCAAUAAGGAGCCGGCGGUCUACGCGGCCAUCCAGGAGGCCAUAGAGCGCAUCAACGCCAGAUCCACCUCCAACGCCAUGAAGGUUCAGAAGUGGCUCAUCUUGGACCGAGACUUCUCCAUCACCGGGGGGGAGCUGGGCCCCACGUUGAAGCUCAAGAGGCCCGUGGUGACCAAGAAGUACCAGGAGAAGAUCAACGAGCUGUACUCCCUAGUCCCAGAGACCCAGGGCUGAGGGGUCCAGGCUGGGGGGCCCUUGUACCUGAGGCCCAGGCCCGAGAGGCCGGCCUGGAAGAAACGCACAUUGAUUUAUACACUACCAUUGGUUUGGACACCCUGACGACUCCUAAACUGCUUGGAUUUCCACCUGAGGAUCGAGUGAUCUCACGCUAAAGAGAGUGAAAAUUUAAAGUUUGUAAGAAUUUAAGCCCCCGAGAAUCUACUGGGACAAGUUGUAUUUUCCCAGGAUAUCUGGGCCCUAUUUUUUGCACUUGAUUUUAAUGUGCUUAUUUUACCAGGAAGUGGAGAGCAUCUUUCCCUUGGGUCUCAGAACAAUAUUUAAGAUGGUCGUUGUACAUAGGAGUUCACGCUACAAAUUGCACUUUUUGUAAAUAUGAGCCGACUGAUCCAGAACCAAAUGAAGGAGACGAGUUCAUUAACUCAAAUGGGAACCGGGGUUUAGAGGUUCCACCGGCCUCGGGGCCUGGGGGUUAGAUGUUCUCCCCGGCCUCGGACCCUGGGGUUAGAUGUUGUCCCCGGCCUGGUGGUUAGAUGUUCUCCACGGCCUGGGGGUUAGAUGUUCUCCCCGGCCUCGGACCCUGGGGUUAGAUGUUCUCCACGGCCUGGGGGUUAGAUGUUCUCCCUGGCCUGGGGGUUAGAUGUUCUCCCUGGCCUGGGGGUCAGAUGUUCUCCACGGCCUUGGGGUUAGAUGUUCUCCACGACCUGGGGGUUAGAUGUUCUCCCUGGCCUGGGGGUUAGCUGUUCUCCACGGCCUGGGGGUUAGAUGUUCUCCCUGGCCUGGGGGUUAGAUGUUCUCCCUGGCGGUUAGAUGUUCUCCCUGGCCUGGGGGUCAGAUGUUCUCCACGGCCUGGAGGUUAGAUGUUCUCCCUGGCCUGGGGGUCAGAUGUUCUCCACGGCCUUGGGGUUAAAUGUUCUCCACGACCUGGGGGUUAGAUGUUCUCCCUGGCCUGGGGGUUAGAUGUUCUCCCUGGCCUGGGGGUCAGAUGUUCUCCACGGCCUUGGGGUUAGAUGUUCUCCACGACCUGGGGGUUAGAUGUUCUCCCUGGCCUGGGGGUUAGAUGUUUCACCAGGCCUGGGGGUUAGAUGUUCCACCAGGCUCGAUGCCUGAUGAUGGCAGAUGCAAACUGAAGCUGAACUAACACAUGAAUUACUCAAUAAAAUAAAGAAUGUUGUUUAUCUAAA
This is a messenger RNA of Gadus chalcogrammus (walleye pollock), 4779 nucleotides long. Its product is annotated as long-chain-fatty-acid--CoA ligase ACSBG2-like. The record is from RefSeq and is a predicted model, not a curated record. Bases 929 to 3592 code for a protein of 887 amino acids. The transcript is spliced from 14 exons. Gene Ontology annotation, molecular function: long-chain fatty acid-CoA ligase activity. Lineage: Eukaryota; Metazoa; Chordata; Actinopteri; Gadiformes; Gadidae. Gene Ontology annotation, cellular component: endoplasmic reticulum; membrane.